CGCAGAGGAAGAAGAAACCCCGUCAACAAAUUAUGCAAAAGUUUAGCCGGACUGUCACUUUGUGUCGGUGAUUUCAGACAGAGGCAUGGGGCCCGCCGCGGGGAGCCUGGGUUUCGCUCUUCUCUGUUUCCUCGCCCUGCUGUCGGGAUGUCAUCGACGGGUGGAGGCCCAGCACUGCGUCUGGUACGGCGAGUGUGGAGAGUCGACAGUCGUGCCCGGAAAAAAGUACAACUGCAACUACACGGGCCCCCCGGUUCCACUGCAACCUGAGGGCUACGAGCUUCUGGCGGAGCUCUGUCCUGGGUACGACUAUGGGAACCGAAGCCUCUGCUGCAACGUAGCCCAGCUGGAGACUCUGAAAGCAAGUCUGCAGCUGCCCCUCCAGUUCCUGUCUCGGUGUCCCUCCUGUUUCUACAAUCUGAUGAACCUGUUCUGUGAGCUGACGUGCAGCCCCCAUCAGAGUCAGUUUAUGAACGCCACCAAGAUCAGCGGCGACGAUGUGGUGGAAGUCGAGUACUACAUCGGAACGACGUUCGCCAACGCUAUGUACAACGCCUGUCAGGAUGUGCAGGCGCCUUCCAGCAACGUGAAGGCCCUGUCGCUGCUGUGUGGCAAAGACGCACAAGACUGCAACGCCACCAACUGGAUCCAGUACAUGUUUAGCACCGACAACGGCCAGGCUCCUUUUCCCAUCAACCCUAAUUUUACUGAUGUGGAGGUUGCCGGUUUCACGCCCAUGAAUAACAAAACGUACGCCUGCACGGAAGGCUUGGAGGACGGCUCCGGUCCCUGCUCCUGUCAGGACUGCACGGCGGCCUGCGGCCCCAAACCCGUCCCCCCUCCUCUCCCCCCUCCCUGGACCAUCCUGGGCAUGGACGCCAUGUCCGUCAUCAUGUGGAUCUCCUACAUGGCCUUCCUUCUCGUCUUUGUCGGCGUGUUAGUGGGGGCUUGGUGUUUCAGGAGAAGGACCAUCACGUCGGAGUAUGCCCCCAUCUUGGACAGCAACAACCCGCUCUCCCUCAACAGCGACGAUCCCAACCGAGCAAAUCCGUCGUGCGGAGAAAGGCUGGGCGAACGUUUUGAGGAUCUCCUGCGAAGCUCCUUCAGCAGCUGGGGUUCUUUCUGCGUCCGGCACCCGUCCGUGGUGCUGCUGGGCAGCUUCGUGCUGGUGACGGCGUGCAGCGGCGGCUUGGUCUACAUGCGCAUCAUCACCGACCCCGUCGAGCUCUGGUCGUCGCCCGCCAGCCAGGCUCGCCAGGAGAAGGACUAUUUCGACGAGCACUUCGGCCCGUUCUUCAGAACGGCGCAGCUGAUCAUAACCACUCCCAUCAACGACACGUUUGUCUACUCUCCGUAUUUCGGAGGCUCGGACGUCCCGUUUAAAGCCAUCCUGUUCAAAGACAUCCUGCACCAGGUGCUGGAUCUGCAGCUUGAAAUCGAAAACCUCGUAGCAGAAUACGGCGGCCAGAACGUGACGUUGAAGGACAUCUGCUUGGCUCCUCUGGCGCCGUACAACAACAACUGCACCGUCCUGAGUGUCCUCAACUACUUCCAGAACAGCCACGCCGUGCUGGACCACGUCGCCGGAGACGAGUUCUUCGUGUACGCCGACUAUCACAGCCACUUCCUCUACUGCGUCAGCGCCCCAGCGUCCCUCAACGACACCACCCUCCUUCAUGAUCCCUGCCUAGGAACCUUUGGUGGCCCCGUGUUCCCUUGGCUGGCACUUGGAGGUUAUGAUGAGGCAAACUACAACAACGCUACAGCUCUCGUGAUCACCUUCCCGCUCAACAACUACCUGAACGACUCGGUCAAGAUGGGCCAAGCUCUAGCAUGGGAACAAGAGUUCAUCCGGUUUAUGAAGAACUUCAACAACCCCAACCUAACCGUGGCCUUCAGCGCAGAGAGGAGCAUCGAGGACGAGAUCGACAGGGAGAGCAACAGCGACAUCAGCACCAUCAUAAUCAGCUACGCCAUCAUGUUCAUCUACAUCUCCCUCGCCUUGGGCCACAUCAACAGUUUCAGGAGGCUGCUGGUGGACUCUAAGAUCUCUCUGGGUAUAGCGGGCAUCCUGAUUGUGCUCAGCUCCGUGUCUUCGUCUCUGGGGAUCUUCAGCUAUGCGGGCAUCCCUCUUACGCUCAUCGUGAUCGAGGUCAUCCCCUUCCUGGUGCUCGCCGUCGGCGUCGACAACAUCUUCAUCAUCGUGCAGACGUACCAGAGAGAUGAGCGGCGGCCACAGGAAGAGCUUCACCAGCAGAUCGGCCGUAUUCUUGGAGACAUAGCCCCCAGCAUGUUUCUGUCUUCCUUCUCAGAGACUGUGGCCUUCUUCCUGGGUGCUCUGUCGAACAUGCCCGCCGUGAGGACCUUCUCUCUGUUUGCUGGCCUGGCUGUUUUCAUCGAUUUCCUGUUGCAGAUCAGUUGCUUUGUCAGCUUGCUCGGCUUGGACGCCAAAAGACAGGAGGGGAAUCGACUUGACAUCUGCUGCUGUGUGAAACUGCCUGAACGUCAGGAAGUCAAGACCGAAGGCUUCCUCUUCCGCUUUUUCAAGAAAGUCUACGCUCCAUUCAUCCUAAAAGAGUGGGUCCGGCCCAUCAUUGUGGCGGUUUUUGUGGGCAUACUGUCCUUCAGUAUUGCCGUUGUCAAUAAAGUGGAAAUUGGGCUGGACCAGAAGUUGUCUAUGCCUGAUGACUCAUAUGUUCUGGACUACUUCAAGAACCUGAGCGAGUACCUCCACACCGGAGCUCCUGUUUACUUCGUAGUGGAGGACGGACUCAACUACAGUAGCCUAGAGGGCCAAAACACUGUGUGCGGAGGAGUGGGGUGCAACAACAACUCCUUGGUGCAGCAGAUCUACUCUGCCUCACUCAUCAGCAAUUACUCAACCAUUGCCUACACCCCGUCCUCUUGGCUGGAUGACUACUUCGAUUGGGUGAAGCCUCAAUCGACCUGCUGUCGUUUCUACAACAACUCUGGAGCUUUCUGCAAUGCCUCAGUCGUGGACCCGUCCUGCGUGUCCUGCCGGCCCAUGACUCAGAGCGGAAAGCAGAGGCCAGAAGGAGAAGACUUCAUGCGGUUUCUGCCCAUGUUCCUGUCAGACAACCCUAAUCCCAAGUGUGGAAAAGGCGGGCAUGCAGCUUAUGCCACAGCAGUCCAGCGGUACCCCAACAACACAGGCGUGGGAGCAACUUACUUCAUGACGUACCACACCAUCCUAAAGGAGUCCCCGGACUUCAUCAACGCUUUGAAAAUGGCACGAAUCCUGGCCAACAAUAUCAGCCAGUCCAUGGGUCAGAAAGUCUUUGCCUACAGCGUCUUCUACGUGUUUUACGAGCAGUACCUCACCAUCGCCUACGACACGGCUCUUAACCUGUGCGUGUCGCUGGGGGCCAUAUUCGUGGUCACCACAGUGCUGCUGGGCUUGGAGCUGUGGUCGGCGCUGAUGGUCUGCAUCACCAUCGCCAUGAUCCUCGUCAACAUGUUCGGCGUCAUGUGGCUGUGGGACAUCAGCCUCAACGCUGUGUCUCUAGUCAACCUGGUCAUGAGCUGCGGCAUCUCUGUGGAGUUCUGCAGUCACAUUGUGCGAGCGUUUUCCAUCAGCGUCAGGAAGAACCGAGUGGAGCGGGCGGAGGAGGCCUUGGCUCACAUGGGCAGCUCCGUGUUCAGUGGGAUCACGUUAACAAAGUUUGGAGGCAUUUUAAUCCUGGCGCUUUCCAAGUCGCAGAUCUUCCAAGUCUUCUACUUCAGGAUGUAUUUGGCCAUCGUGCUCCUCGGGGCAACGCACGGCCUCAUCUUCCUCCCAGUCCUUCUAAGCUAUAUAGGUCCGCCAGUGAACAAAGCGAAGGUGCUCGCCGCUAACCAGCGUCACGCCGGCACAGAAAGGGAGCCCCUCAUCAAAUACUAGCCAGCCUGUGGAGGCGCCGCACAACGAACUAAUUAACUAACUUUCCGCGAGGGACAUGUGAGCUCGAGCUGCUUCUGCAACCCCCGGCACGCUCAUCGUCAUCCCAGCUGCUACGCAUGGAUCUAGCUCAGGAACGAUCUUGGAAAUGAGGAACCUUGGAAGGCCACGUCUUCGUCGCCGUCGUCCUCCUCCUCCUCACACUACAGGACAAUUCUUCAGUAUCUGAAGCCGAAAAACAACACGCCAAGGAACAGACGCUUUGAGUUGACGGACAGCUAGUAGCUAUCAAACAGGGACACUUUUAGACGCGUCUACAUCCAUGUUGGAUUGGCGAUGCAUAGGACACCUACACUGAUGUGGAUAUAAAUCCUUUUAAACACAUACGCUCAAUUUUUUUUUUUAUUAUUAUUCAUGAAACAGUUAAUCAUGACCAAAUCCUCCCCCCCUGAAGAAAAGAAAAUGU
Messenger RNA from Fundulus heteroclitus (mummichog), 4364 nucleotides. RefSeq names its product Niemann-Pick disease, type C1 (gene npc1). The record is from RefSeq and is a predicted model, not a curated record. Bases 86 to 3901 code for a protein of 1271 amino acids. The transcript has 25 exons. NCBI's taxonomy places the organism in Eukaryota, Metazoa, Chordata, Actinopteri, Cyprinodontiformes, Fundulidae. Gene Ontology annotation, cellular component: membrane. Gene Ontology annotation, molecular function: lipid carrier activity.